Sarcophilus harrisii (Tasmanian devil) is the source of this 5938-nucleotide messenger RNA. RefSeq names its product glutamate ionotropic receptor NMDA type subunit 2C (gene GRIN2C). The transcript is spliced from 13 exons. Bases 1283 to 5110 code for a protein of 1275 amino acids. Gene Ontology annotation, biological process: excitatory postsynaptic potential; synaptic transmission, glutamatergic; long-term synaptic potentiation. Gene Ontology annotation, molecular function: NMDA glutamate receptor activity; transmitter-gated monoatomic ion channel activity involved in regulation of postsynaptic membrane potential. The record is from RefSeq and is a predicted model, not a curated record. NCBI's taxonomy places the organism in Eukaryota, Metazoa, Chordata, Mammalia, Dasyuromorphia, Dasyuridae. Gene Ontology annotation, cellular component: NMDA selective glutamate receptor complex; plasma membrane; postsynaptic density membrane.
GCCACCAGGCGGCGCUGUCUCCCCAGAGAUGCCCACUGCCCCGUGGCUUGGAAUCUCCCUGCCAGUCCUCGCACAGGUCUCUAUGGGGGACCCCUGUCCCUGACAUUCUUUGCGGCUCUCAGCCUCCAGACAAAUAGGUGGCUUUUUUGGUCGCUUGGGCCCCUUUGGUCAGGGUGGAAGGAGAGGGACCUCUUCUCAGAAGAAUGCUUUUAAAUACUGGAAAGUCACGCCACAUUUCCGUUAAAGCUUAAAGAAUGAAGAUGUAUGUAAAUGUUCUCCCCUCCGAGUUUUCAGGGACUCCGGGUGAAACCAGGAGAAGCCCUCGCAGUACAGUAGACCGAGGAGCACCUGUCAGCCCCAUCUUCUCAGUCUUUCAUUGGCGUCUCCCAGGCUGUUUAACACUGGGAUUUAGAGGAGGAGGAGGAAGAGAAAAGGCAGAGCUGAAGCUGUCCCUCUCCACACUGCCCCCCCCGCCCUUCCCCCAGUCCCUUUCUUCCAAGGGCUUGCUGUGUAUCCUUCCUCCCGACUGGGGCUCCUUCAUCCCGUCACUGUUCGGGCAUUCCACUUAAGUUUCCAAGCCCCUUUUGAAGUUGGGGGGGGGGGGAGGGUCACUCCGAAAGCCCAGGGAAUGGUGUGUAUUCUAGAAAUGAAGAGGCCCAAAGUGCAGAAGAGAAGCCAGGAAUCCUGGUUCCCCGCCUCCUUCCCCCCUCACUCCCCCUCCCAAGAGCUUCCCUGCCCGAGAGAUGUGGAGGAGAAAGCAAGGAGGUGGGAAGAAGAGCCCCCACUUAAGGCUGCAUGCAAAGUGGCUUGAGGAGUCCAAGCGGUUUCGGCUGUCUCCGGGAGCAGAAGGGGGGCUACGCUCGGAGGGGCGGGGGGGGCCGCGGAAGAAGAGGGAGUCGAUGCCUCUACAGGACUUGCCAGGGACUAAGCAACACAACAGCGGACGACUCGGCCACAUUUAAAGUGGCGAGCGGAGCGGAGCUGGAAGCGGGCAGCUCAGCUCAGCCUAGCCCCGGGCGCCAGGCACCGAGGGGGACAAGGGCCAGGAGCAUGGAGUCCCGGAGAGGGCCCGACCCAGAUCGUCUGGUGGGGGCCCCGGAGCGCUCGGAUUUAACUCUCAACUGAACGCUCGCGGUGCCCUCCCCCUCCCACUCCCACCCCCGAACCCCGGGCCGGGGAGUAGCGGGAUUCCGUGAGGAGUCGGAAGCGAGGGCGCAGGAGGACAAGCGGGGUGGCCGGCGGGGGAAGCGCCCCUUCUCUUCCCGGGACCUCUCCAGUGGACAUGGGUAGAGUCUUGGGACUGGCCCUCCUGCUGACCACCCUCCUAGGCACCUGGGCAGGGGUGGGGCCUGGCCGGGGGAAACAAGUGGUGACAGUAGCUGUGGUGUUUGCCAGCUCAGCACCCCCAUUGCAGGCUCAGGCUCAGACCCUGGCCCGGGCCCGCCUCACCCCCCAGAACUUCCUGGACCUGCCCCUGGAGAUCCAGCCAAUCACUGUGGUGAUCAAUGACACCAACCCCAGCACCCUUCUCACUCAGCUCUGUGGGCUCCUGGGCUCUGCCCGUGUCCAUGGCAUAGUCUUUGAGGACAACGUGGGCACUGAGGCUGUGGCGCAGAUUCUUGACUUCAUCUCCUCCCAGACCCACGUGCCCAUCAUCAGCAUCAGUGGAGGCUCGGCUGUGGUCCUUACUCCAAAGGAGCCUGGCUCAUCCUUCCUGCAGCUGGGGGUGUCCAUUGAGCAGCAGAUCCAGGUGAUCUUCAAGGUCUUGGAGGAGUAUGACUGGAGCUCCUUCGCGGUCAUCACCAGCUUCCACCCAGGCUACGCCAUCUUCCUGGAGGGCAUCCGCUCAUUCACGGAGGCCAGCUACCUGGGCUGGGAGCUACAGGACAUCCUCACGCUGGAGCUGAGCCCCGGCAGCCCCAGCUCCCGCGUGCAGCGCCUGCUGCGCCAGCUCGACGCCCAGGUGCUGGUGGCGUACUGCUCUCGGGAGGAGGCCGAGUACCUGUUCACCGUGGCCGAGGAGGAAGGGCUGGUGGGCCCGGGCUACGUGUGGGUGGUCCCUAGCCUGGCACUGGGCAGCACUGACACGCCGCCCUCCGUCUUCCCCGUGGGCCUCAUCAGCGUGGUGACAGAGAGCUGGCGCCUCAGCCUGCGGCAGAAGGUCCGGGAUGGGGUGGCCAUCGUGGCCCUGGGGGCCCACGGCUACCUGCGCUACCACGGAGACCUGCCGGCGCCUGCUCGGGACUGCUACGCCCCGGCCGAACCCACCAGCCCUGCUGGAGAAGCCUUCUACGGGCACCUGCUGAAUGUGACCUGGGAGCAGCGAGAUUUCUCCUUCAGUGCUGGCGGGUACUUGGUGCGGCCCACCAUGGUGGUGAUCUCACUCAACCGGCAUAGGCUCUGGGAGAUGGUAGGGCGCUGGGAGCAGGGCAUCAUUCACAUGAAGUACCCUGUGUGGCCCAGGUAUGGCACCUACCUGCAGCCAGUGGUGGACAACCGGCACCUGACGGUGGCCACUCUGGAGGAGCGGCCCUUCGUCAUCGUGGAGAGUCCUGACUCUAGUACAGGUGGAUGCAUUCCCAACACUGUGCCCUGCCGGAAACAGAGCAACCGCACCGACAGGUUUGGCAGCAGCGAUGGCCCUGGGGACUCCUACACCAAACUGUGUUGCAAGGGCUUUUGCAUCGACAUCCUGAAGAAACUGGCCAAGGGGGUCAAGUUCUCCUAUGACCUGUACCUGGUGACCAAUGGCAAACAUGGCAAGAAGGUGCGGGGCAUCUGGAACGGCAUGAUCGGUGAGGUGUACUACAAGCGGGCAGACAUGGCCAUCGGCUCCCUGACCAUCAACGAGGAGCGCUCGGAGAUUGUUGACUUCUCCGUGCCCUUCGUGGAGACGGGCAUCAGCGUCAUGGUGGCCCGGAGCAAUGGCACCGUCUCGCCCUCUGCCUUCCUGGAGCCCUACAGCCCAGCCGUGUGGGUCAUGAUGUUUGUCAUGUGUCUCACUGUGGUGGCCAUCACCGUCUUCAUGUUCGAGUACUUCAGCCCAGUCAGUUACAACCAGAACCUCACCAGCGCCAAGAAGACUGGGGGUCCCUCCUUCACUAUUGGCAAAUCUGUCUGGCUGCUGUGGGCUUUGGUCUUCAACAAUUCUGUGCCCAUUGAGAACCCCCGGGGCACUACCAGCAAAAUCAUGGUGCUUGUCUGGGCCUUCUUUGCCGUCAUCUUCCUGGCCAGCUACACAGCCAAUCUGGCAGCCUUUAUGAUUCAGGAGCAGUACAUCGACACCGUGUCUGGCCUCAGCGACAAGAAGUUUCAGCGGCCCCAGGAGCAGUACCCUCCGUUCCGCUUUGGCACAGUGCCCAAUGGCAGCACAGAGCGAAACAUCCGGAGCAACUACCGGGACAUGCACAGCCACAUGGUCAAGUUUAACCAGCGCUCAGUGGAGGAUGCACUCACCAGCCUCAAGAUGGGGAAGCUGGACGCCUUUAUCUACGAUGCUGCUGUUCUCAACUAUAUGGCGGGCAAGGAUGAGGGCUGCAAGCUGGUGACCAUUGGGUCGGGCAAGGUCUUUGCCACCACGGGCUACGGCAUCGCUUUGCAGAAGGACUCCCGCUGGAAACGGGCCAUUGAUCUGGCGCUCCUGCAGUUCCUGGGGGACGGGGAGACCCAAAAGCUGGAAACAGUGUGGCUGUCGGGGAUCUGCCAGAAUGAGAAGAACGAGGUGAUGAGCAGCAAGCUGGACAUCGACAACAUGGCGGGCGUCUUCUAUAUGCUCCUGGUGGCCAUGGGGCUGGCCCUGCUUGUCUUUGCCUGGGAGCACCUGGUCUUUUGGAAGCUCCGGCAUUCUGUGCCUCACACCCCGAGGCUGGAUUUCCUGCUGGCCUUUAGCAGGGGGAUCUACAGCUGCUUCAGCGGGGUACAGAGCCUCAGCAGCCCCACCAGGGCUCCCAGCCCAGACUUGACAGCCGGUUCCGCCCAGGCCAAUGUGCUGAAGAUGCUCCAAGCGGCAAAGAAAAUGGUGAAUACAGCGGGCGUGGGGAGUUCCCUGGACUGCGCCACCCGCACCAUCGAGAGCUGGGGCAGUCGCUGCGAGGCUCCACCUUCCACCUUCUCUCUUCGAAACCCUCAACUGCUGUUGCAAAGCGGGGCGCUGAGCCUGCCAGGCAGGGCCGCCCGAGCCCAGAACGCGUGGCCCCUGGGCCCCCGGGGAGGGCCCCGAGACCCUGGCCACAAAGGCCAGGCUGACGCGGGGGACCUGGUGGUUCGGAAGGUCCUCGCUUCAGCCCCCCUGCCCCUGCCCGACAUCCCCCCCACGCCUGGGUGUCCUGGCAAGGGCUCCCCGCGACGGAUGGGACCAGGACGCAGGAGCAGGCUGUUCUCAGGCUCAGGUGGGUGCCAGCCUCCUGAGUGCCCGUUCCCGUCUGCUCCCUGCACCCAUGGAUCCUUGCUCUGGGCAGACCGGACGGGCCGCCCCUUUCUCCCGCUUUUCCCAGAGCCCUCCGAACCCGAGGACCUGCCUCUGCUGGGGCCCGACCAGCUGGCUCGACGGGAGGCUCUACUGCGUGCGGCCUGGUCCCACAGGCACUGCCUGCGCCAGGGCUCCUGGCCAAGGUCGAUGGCCGAGUACUGCUCCGUGCCCGGCCCAAGCCCUCCGGCAGCCUCGAUGCCUGCCCUGUGCCCUUCCCAGGCUGCUCAGGCGAGGAGCCCUGCACGUUCUGGCGCGGACGCCCGGGGGGCCUGGAAGCGCUUGGCCCAGGCCCAGUCCCUUCGGCUGCCCUCCUACAGGGAGGCAUGCCAGGAAGCAGCGCCUUCUGGGGCCCCCAGCGCGCUGCAGAGACAGAACUAUCUUGACGCCUGCGCCCCUCUGCCGCUCUACUGGGGGUCUGUGUGUCCACAUUCCCCGGCCUGUGCCAGCCAGGACCCCUGGAUCUCAGAGACCUGGGGACCUCGAAAGCACAGGGGCAGGACUUUGGGGGGGCUGGGCGCCAGCUACAGGGAUAGUGGGGGCUGGGGGGAGCUGAAGGAGGCCGGGCCUGCAGCCUGCAGGACACACAGCCCCCUGGGGCCCUGCAGCUGGAGGCGAGUCUCCAGCCUAGAAUCAGAGGUGUGAACGAGGUGGGCUCCCUUACCUCCCCCUGCCUGGUGGCCCUGCUGGGGAUCUCGGCUGGAGAGCGGGUGGGAGGUGGGAUGGAUUCUCCUCUUGGAUCUGUCCCAGUCAGGGGCCAGCAGGUUCUCAAAGGGCACCUAGCACUCAUCCCAGACUCCGCCCGGAGUAGUGUUCCUUAGACCGCAGACCCAUGUCUUCCGCGGCCGGCCCCGUGACUCUGCUGAUCUGAGCCUGGAGGAGGGGGUCAGCCAGGAGCUUUCUUCUUGUCUUCCAUUUUUCCAUUCUCUGCCCCCAGGAGUGGAAAUGGGGGAGUGGCAGAGUCACAGGGACCCCUGGGUGCGCCCAGUGGGGGCUUCUGGGAUUCCGAUUAUUAGGCAGUUGGGCCUGGUCUGGCUCCUCGACUGGACUUGGGGAUGAGAGUGCCUGGAGGCAGAGAGAGGACCGCGGGAAGGGUUUUCUCUCCCAUCCAGAAGUUUUUUCUCCAUCAGACUCUGGGUUAUUAAACAUAGUUUUGAGAAAGACUGGCCCCUGCCUGCCUUCUGUACCUUUCAGAGAGAGAUCACAUAGUCUUUUCCCACGCUUUAAGCCGUGUGUAUCCUCAUGGCAUCAAAAGCAAGCUCAGGUGUGCCACCAGGCUGUGGUUCUGGUACCUGGGGUCUCCUUGCAGGAAAAGUGCCCCUUAGUGGGUGAGGAGCGUCUUGCUGAAGAGAACCUUGAUGGAGACUUGAUUCUCUUGCCUUAGUUUUUUUUUUUUCCCAGUUGACCUUGGCAACUGGGGAUGGUGGUGGGAGAGGAAGAGAAAGAGAAAAGGAUGGUGAGGGAAAGCUUGGG